ACUUCUGACUUCCUACUUCUGGGCCCUGUCAUUACCUCCCCGGAACGGGCCGCCGAGCUCGCUAGUGUCUCAGCCGUGAGCCAAGAGUAGAAACUUUCCAGCGGCCCGUAUGGUAACUUCCGGGAUCUCACUGACUAUGCAAAGUGACACAAGUCUCUCCUGCGCCUGUGGAGCCGAGUCUCUAAGUUUGUAGCUCUCGCCUACACUUUAUAAACCCAGCUCCAGAGCAGCCGAGGGUCUUCUUAGAAUAUGAAACAGUCAGCAAAAUGACAUCCAGAUUUGGGAAAACGUACAGCCGCAAAGGUGGAAAUGGUAGCUCCAAGUUUGAUGAAGUUUUUUCAAAUAAACGAACCACUCUCAGUACAAAAUGGGGAGAGACCACAUUUAUGGCCAAACUAGGACAGAAGCGACCCAACCAUAAACCUGAAAUUGCAGAUCUUCCUAAAAAACCCAAAGCUGACGAAGAUCAUUCAGAAGACCCGUUUGGAUUUGAUAGCGAUGAGGAUUCAAAGCCAAUAUCAUCAAAAAAUGUCCCCCAGCCUAAGAGUACCUCUCAGCAGCCUUUGGAGCAUUCAAGAACAGACGGGUCUGAUAACUUCACCUCUAUACUUGAAACAAAAAAUAAAAAAGAACAGCCUAUUGCUGCUGAAACUGAAGUAUCAUGCAAAUUUAUUUCUUUUGACAGUGCACUGCAUGGAUUAAAAGAAAAAAACACAAACAAAAUUGUGGAAGAUGUUAAAAAGCCCAAGAGAAACACUGCAGGUAUCAUGCCCAGUUUUAAGGAUGACAAAAAUAGUUGUUCUGUUCCAAAGAAAGUCGAUGACGACAAGAAACCUGUUGAAACUUUGAUUUCUAGUUUUGUUACAAAGGCUGAUAACGACACCAAGAAAACGGUGGAUUCAAUAAUUUCUUGUUUUACCACCGAUGCUAGUCCGUAUGACGAUUGGGAUUUUGCCGUUGGAAAAAGAUCUGACUCUCUGUUACAGGAGCAUCCAAAAGAGAUGCUGAAUUCGGUAAUGUUUGAUUGGGAUGUACCAGAAAACUCUAAAACAUCAGACUAUGAGUUAAAUUUCGAUGGAAACAAUGUUUUUGAAAUAAAAUUUGAUAGUUUGGAAGAUAAGGAUCAAAUGGGCAACACUGAAGAGGAAUUGAGUGAGGAUGUUCUACAAAGUGGUGUUAAGCUCGGCAAUUGUAGGACAUAUUGUAGGUCUAACAAGACAAAGCAAUCACAGGGGUCCUCAAAUUUUGACAUGCUGUUAGAUGGAUCUAGUAAUUCAGGAGGCAAACUGAAUGCUUCCGAUAAAGAAAAAGUGAACCCUUUUAACACCGGUUUGAAUAGUGGGACCAGAACAACUGGACGGACUAGAGACUAUACAGUUUUGCAUCCAUCUUGUUUAUCUGUUUGUAAUGUUACAAUACAGGAUAGCCUGGAUCGUAGCAUUGAUGAGUUUACAACCACCCCAACACCGGAUCUAGGAGAAGCAGGACGUCUCCGAAAGAAAGCAGAUAUUGCAACGACAAAAACAACCACCAGGUUUCGUCCAGGCAACACCAAAUCUAAGAAAGAUGCUAAGUUGGAAUUUUUUGGGUUUGAGGACCAGGAUGAAGGUUGUAGUGACGAAGGAGGCUCAAAAUAUGGUCAGUCCAACUAUAGGAUAAAAUAUUUUGGGUUUGAUGAGUUGAGUGAAAGUGAUGAAGAUGAAGAUGAGUGGCAUGUAAAAGAAAGGAAGAGUAAGAAGAAAGCCAAAAGUGCAGUUGUCCCUUCUGCAUCUGUUCCACUAAACUCAGGUGUCGGUGAUCAUUUACAGGACUCGCACUCCACUAAUAAUAUGGAGUUUUCUGAUGAUCCAUAUGCUGUACCUGAAGUGUUUAAAAAGCCCGCCAACAGGCAAAACGAGAAAAACAAAGAAGGCGCCAGAAAGAUUUUUAGUGGACCGAAAAAGUCUCCUACAAAAGCUGUAUAUAAUGCAAGGCACUGGAACCAUCCAGAGGCAGAGGAACGCUCUGGCACACCAACAUUCAAAGUUCAGUCUGCACCAGCAAAACCACCUGAGGCACCUUGUCCAAAAGAUGAUGGCGUGUUCAAGGCUCCUGCUCCUCCCCCUAGAGUGAUCAAAACUGUCACUAUCCCGACACAGCCCUAUCAAGAUAUCGUAACCGCACUCAAAUGCAGGAAGGAGCACAAAGAACUGUACACUGUAGUUCAGCAUGUAAAGCACUUCAAUGACGUGGUAGAAUUCGGAGAGAACCAGGAGUUCACGGAUGAUAUUGAGUAUCUUCUAAGUGGGUUGAAGAGCAGCCAACCCAUCAACACCCGUUGCCUUAGUGUUAUCAGCCUGGCGACGAAGUGUGCCAUGCCGAGCUUUCGAAUGCACCUGAGAGCAAACGGAAUGGUAGCGAUGGUCUUUAAAACACUGAAUGAUAGUCAGCAACACCAGAAUCUAGCCCUUUGUACGGCAGCUUUGAUGUACAUACUGAGCAGAGAUCGCUUGAACAUGGAUCUUGACAGAGCUAGCUUAGAUCUUAUGAUCAAACUUUUAGAGAUGGAACAAGACCCAACCGCCAGACACAUGAAUGAGAAAGAAAUGAACAAAAUAAAAGAGAAGAUCCGGAGGCUAUGUGAAACCGUUCACAACAAACAUCUAGAUCUGGGAAAUAUUACAAGUGGACAUUUAGCAAUGGAGACUUUGCUGUCUCUCACGUCUAAGCGGGCAGGAGACUGGUUCAAGGAGGAGCUAAGACUGCUGAGUGGGCUUGAUCAUAUUGUGGACAAAGUUAAGGAAUGCGUUAAUCACCUUGGCUUUGAUGAAACUGAAGAAAAACUGGUUGCUUUUUUAUGGGGAGCAGAAAGAUGUCUACGGGUCUUAGAGAGUGUAACUGUGCAUAACCCUGAAAACCAGAGUUACUUAAUUGCCUACAAAGAUUCACAACUUAUUGUUUCUUCAGCAAAAGGACUGGAACAUUGUGAAGCAUUAAUAAAGCAAUAUAACCGCGCUGAAGACAGCAUUUGCAUUCCACAGAGUAACCCUCUCCCUCUGCAUAAUGUUAGCAAUCAUGUGGGCAAAGCGGUAGAAGGCUGUAUGAGGGCAAUCAUUGGUGUCCUGCUUAAUUUAACACAUGAUAAUGAAUGGGGCAGCACAAAAACUGGUGAACAAGACAAUCUGAUAAGCACAGCAUUGAACUGCGUUCUUCAGGUUCCUAAGUACCUACCUCAAGAACAGAGAUUUGAUAUUAGAGUACUGGGCUUAGGCCUUUUGAUCAAUCUAGUAGAAUACAGUGCGCGUAACAGACACUGUCUCUUGAAUAUGGAAACCGCAAAUACCUUUGAUUCCUUCUCUGAAGGAGAGGAUGGUUUAGUUGAAGUUGGAAGGCUUGAUGCUGUCCAUGCCUUGGUGCAGCUUUUCUUGGAGCGAGAACGAGCGGCCCUGUUAGCUGAAAGUCAAACAGAUGAGCUUAUCAAAGAAGUUCCUACAUCACAGCAUGACAAGAGCGGAGAAUGGCAGGAGUCAGGAGGGGAGAUCCAGUGGGUUUCUGCUGAGAAAAAUCCAAAUGCAGAGGAACCCCCGAAAAAGGAAGAGGAAGAUGAAGAGCUUGAUCUUAACAAAGCCCUUCAGCAUGCUGGGAAGCACAUGGAAGAUUGCAUUGUGGCCUCGUAUACAGCAUUGCUACUAGGGUGUCUCUGCCAGGAAAGUCCAAUUAAUGUGACUACUAUACGCAGUCAUUUACCUGAUGGAGACUUCUCAAUAAUGACAGAAAUGCUUAAAAAGUUUCUAAGUUUCAUGAACCUUACAUGUGCAGUUGGGACGACAGGACAGAAAUCGAUCUCCAGAGUUAUUGAAUAUUUAGAAAAUUGCUAGGUUUUUAUCGGCAACUGCAGGCUCUCGUUAAUGCUGGAUUUGCCCUAAAACAAAAAGGAAGCCAGUCCCUGCAGACACACUGAGCUCACUCGUGUGCUAUUUAUUCAGAUCUCCACGGCAGACAGGACGCCGGUUUUCUGUUUAUUUGAACAAUUUUGCUAUAAUGACCAGGCUACUGCUGAACCUUUUGCAGUUCACGACAAUGGAGAACAAAGCUGCGGUGCAUCAAGUUUGUUUUGGAAACCCGGCUGUUUACAUGUUGCAGUAUUUAAAUUCUUUUGAGUCCAUCAAAGUCUGCAGGCUUUAUCUUAUUUACUGUUGGUAAGGGGAACAUUUUUGUUCACGGACAGUUACAAAAGAAAAGUAGAAAAACAUGUUGCUGCUCUGUUACUGGUGUUUUUUACCAUAAAAUACUGCAGCCUAUACCAGCCGGUACAAACACAGCAAUCACCGGGCUGCUGUCUGGUCUUAUUUUUGGCUUUGUAAUUGCUUUCAUUAAGAAAUGCUUCCAAAAGUUUAUAAAGUAUAUAAAAAAAAUUAGAGUACUGUAUAGAUUGGUUUGCUUACGUUCUUUGGCUAUUUUGCUUACUUUUUUCUACUAGAUGCUUCCAAUCAUAACAAAAAAAAAAAUUACUGUUUUAAAAAUGUAAUGUAUUUUCUGUAUAUUUUCCCCCUUAAUUUAAAACUUUUCCUAAUGGUUCUUGUUGAGGUAAUUAUGUUAAAUUUGUUUGCAGAGCAUUCAAGCCCCAUAUAAAGUGUCAAGGACAGAAACCCUGGCACACAGGAAUAAUCCAGUUCAAGAUAACAUUGUGUAACUCAAUAUCUCAGUUGUACAUUACGUGCCCGGUUGGUAAAUGGGGAUCUAUUUUUAUAUUUCAGGUGGUCCAUCUCAGGUGUCACCUUUGACUUCUGUAAAUGAGAAAUGUUUCAGGGAGUUCAUUUUGCUUAAACUUUUUUAAAUAUACUUAACCUUCUCUCGCAUCGAAUGCAGAGCUAGAGAAGAAUGCUGUUCAGUGCAGUAAGUGAUGACAAAUUGUUUUUCAGGGGUUCAUGUUUGUGGAUUUGAACUCUUAACAGGAAAACGGCACUUAUCUGAAUGUGCCAGUCUGAUUGGAGCUUGUAGCCAUGCGCCUAAUCCUUUUAAGUAACGAAUACAUUCUCUUUCACCUUUUACCGUGCUUGACAAAUAUUUGUAAAUUUCACUUGUUAAAAUCUCAGUCAGUAAUUGCUCGUAAUACUUAUUCUCAACAAUAAGUUAGAGUUGUGGGACUAUUUUAUGCAGCUGUAAGUUAUGUAUUGAGAUCUAGAGUUUCUCUUCUGCCAGAAGCCCCUCAGAUGUGAUCAGUAACAGCAUGGCUAUUUACAAUAAAGCAAAAUGACAAGAAGCCAUAUGUAUGCUCGGCAGCAGGAAUGCUACAUCUAAAUCUGCAUCGGAGGGCGGGAGUUGUUUAAGUCCAGGAAUAACACUUAGAUGGAAUGGGUAUCUGUGUAUAAAGUCCUUAUGUUCUUAGCAAUAUUUAUAUGUAAAUGUUAAUAAAGGAUGUUCAGAGCAUUAUUUUAGACCAUCUAA
Bombina bombina (fire-bellied toad) is the source of this 5427-nucleotide messenger RNA. RefSeq names its product WAPL cohesin release factor (gene WAPL). The record is from RefSeq and is a predicted model, not a curated record. Gene Ontology annotation, biological process: regulation of chromosome condensation. Bases 267 to 3857 code for a protein of 1196 amino acids. Lineage: Eukaryota; Metazoa; Chordata; Amphibia; Anura; Bombinatoridae. The transcript is spliced from 19 exons.